This is a messenger RNA of Cladophialophora psammophila CBS 110553, 420 nucleotides long. RefSeq lists its product as uncharacterized. NCBI's taxonomy places the organism in Eukaryota, Fungi, Ascomycota, Eurotiomycetes, Chaetothyriales, Herpotrichiellaceae. The transcript has a single exon. Bases 1 to 420 code for a protein of 139 amino acids. The record is from RefSeq and is a predicted model, not a curated record.
AUGCCCAAGCUUGGAAACGGCAAUAUCAGCAUGAGCUUCCAGUCAUCGUCAGACGAAUGGUACGGCAAACCCCAAGGCUGGCAGAUCAACGCAACAAAAGCCAGGGACGGGUACGACAUCGCUGGCACCUGGACUGGGACAUUGCCCGACAACAACUAUCUCGACUUCCCCGGUGUCCCUGGCGAUAAUUGUUGGGAUAGCAGGCCAAUCUGGCUGGGACAGUACGGUUAUUUUGACGAGCACAAAUGGGUCCUCGUUGGGCACGGGUCUCCUAGGGCGGCGAAUUUGAGUGUCAUUAUGACCGAGGUCGACGACGACGAAGUGUGGCACAUAUACACAAACUUCACUGGCUCGGCUGGACCUAAGGGUCCGAAGUUGGUGACCCCAGGGGAUGCGCCUACGACUGAUGCUCAUGCUUGA